Molecule: messenger RNA, 831 nt
Organism: Setaria italica (foxtail millet)
Lineage: Eukaryota; Viridiplantae; Streptophyta; Magnoliopsida; Poales; Poaceae
Product: nodulation protein H
Exons: 5
Coding region: 1-831 (276 amino acids)
Source: RefSeq, a predicted model, not a curated record
AUGAUCCUAGAAUUCCAGACACAGAAAUCCCUUAUGUGCACUAUCCGACGCCAAAUACGUAUGAUAGAAUGUGCGUGCACGGAGGUUAGGUUCUUUGCUAUCUUGUCAAUGCAGAGGUCGGGGAGUGGAUGGGUUGAGACAUUGUUGAAUAGCCAUCCGAAUAUUAGCUCCAAUGGAGAGAUUUUCUCCGUCAAACCAAGACGCAGUAAUAUCACUGAGAUAACAAAAACACUAGAUAAAUUAUACAAUCUGGAUUGGUACAGCAGUGCAGCUAAGAACGAAUGUACGGCUGCUGUGGGGUUGAAGUGGAUGCUCAAUCAGGGUCUAAUGAAGCACCAUCAAGAGAUAGUAAAAUACUUCAACCAAAGGGGUGUGUCUGCAAUUUUUCUAUUAAGAAGAAAUCUUCUCCAGCGCUAUGUCUCUAUAUUAGCAAAUGCCCAUGAUAGUGCCAUGAAACAACUAAAUGGAACUCAUAAAGCUCACGUGCACUCCAAACAAGAGGCUGAAAUUCUUGCUCAAUAUAAGCCAACCAUUGACAAAAAAACGUUGAUUACUGAACUAAAGCGGUCUGAUAAGUUGGCAGCUGAUGCCUUGAUGAAUUUCAAGAACACCAGGCACAUUGUUCUGUACUAUGAGGAUGUUGUCAAAAAUCGCACUAAGCUCAUGGAUGUCCUGGAUUUUCUGAGAUUGCCUAAGAGGAAGCUGUCCAGCCGGCAUGUGAAAAUCCAUACUAAACGACUGCGUGACCAUAUCGAUAACUGGGCAGAUGUUAGUAACGCUUUGACGGGGACGCGUUUUGAGAGCUUUUUGAAUGGCCGAAGCAGACGAUGA